Messenger RNA from Varanus komodoensis (Komodo dragon), 4682 nucleotides. It is a transcript of the gene MAP7D3, whose product is annotated as MAP7 domain containing 3. The transcript has 20 exons. Lineage: Eukaryota; Metazoa; Chordata; Lepidosauria; Squamata; Varanidae. Bases 174 to 2705 code for a protein of 843 amino acids. Gene Ontology annotation, biological process: microtubule cytoskeleton organization. The record is from RefSeq and is a predicted model, not a curated record. Gene Ontology annotation, cellular component: microtubule cytoskeleton.
AGUGCGCCCCGACCGCUCAGUCCCGCCCGAAGCGGCCGUGUCUCGCUACGCGCGUGAGGGAAAUCGGAUUGACUCCGGCUCCGGCAGAGGAGAAGGAGGAGGACGACGGCGAGGGCACGGAGCGAGCGAGCGAGCGAGCGGGACCCCCUUCCCUCACACACGCGCGGGCGAAGAUGGCGGAGGGCACCGGAGCCGCGCCGCCGCCCCCGCCGCCGUCGUCCCUGAAGGGGCUGCGGGAGCAGAUGGUUGCUGCUGCCCAAGCAUUAGCGGAAGAAAGAAGAAACCAAAGUGGUGUUAGUCCUGUUCCAGUCCAAUCUCCAAUAAGUGUAAAAUCCUCAACUAAGCCAGUGAUAGAUGGCUCUAUCAUGAAAUCAGAAGAGAGGCAAAGACUAGCAAGGGAACGUAGAGAAGAGCGAGAGAAGCAACAUGCUGCCAAAGAAACACAAAUACUGGAAAAGGAAAAAAAGGCAAAGCUCCAAUAUGAAAAACAAAUGGAAGAGAAGCAGAGGAAGCUGAGGGAACAGAAGCUGAAAGAGCAGCAAAGAAGAGCAGCCGUAGAGGAAAAGAGAAAGCAGAAGAUUGAGGAAGAGAAGGAGCGUUAUGAAGCAGUAGUGCAUCGCACCUUGGAGCGGAGCCAGCGGCUGGAAACCAGGCAGAAGAGGUGGUCAUGGGGUGGCUCUGUAACGGAUUCUGAUGGAAAGUCAGAGCCACCAACCACAGCUGAAGCUAGCAAGCGUUCUCCAUCUGCAGCAAACCUCAAACAAGCUGAAACGGUCAUCAGUAAGCGCCUUUCGUCUUCAGCAGCACUUCUUAAUUCUCCCAGCAAGGGCUCAGCUAAAAGAAGUGCUUCAUUAAACAGACUGAGUAACAAAGUUCCUCUGAAUUCUGAGCAGCCGGUGGCCAAAGGUUUACAGGUGGAGCAGAAAGGAGAAACAGAAAAGAAGAGGAGCUCAUCCUUGAAUAGAAUGAGCAGUAAACCCCAGUCUUCUCCUGAAUUAGAAAGUGUGCACAAUGAAGAAAAAACAGCUCGUCGCUCCCAGUUCAACCCGUUGGACAGUAACGUGAUCAGUCGCCUGCUGGCCCCCACCCAGGCCUCCCUAGCUAGGAGUAAAAGUGCUGCCACACUGUCGGCUGAUGGCAAAGAUCCCUCAGAAUCUCCCCUCUGUCCUCGUUCAGCUUCCAGCAGUUCCAUCAGUUCCCCAGUCCAUGCUCCCAAAGUGCCCAUGCGCAGUCGCAGCAUCGACAGAUUGAAGCCGGCUACCUCUUCAUCAGAAAAUGUUUCUCUGGAAUCUGCACAGAAAUCCGAGAACGCAAAGCAGUCCCCUUCUUGUGCAGGGCGACGUGCUCCUUCCCCAUCAUUGUCGGCUCCCAGGCGCUCACCCUCUCCCGCCCACGUGGGAAAACGCCCUCCAUCUCCAGCAGCAAUAAGACAAAAGCCUCGCCAAACUUCACCAAAUGUCUUAAGGCAACGGCCACCAUCUCCUAUUACAGUUUCUAAACCAGCACCAAUACAGCGCCCAUCGCUCACCCCGAAUGUCCUUAACGUUACCAAAAAGAAAACAGAGAUGGAGUGCCGACCAAAGGAGAAGGCUGGUGACCCAGCAAGGCCGGAGCCUGGGGCUGCAUCGGAGAGAGAAACUGCAGCAGCCUCUGCAAAGACCAAAGAAGAUGCUAGUAGCAAGACUGUUCCGGGGACCACAACAGCUGAAGAAGCAGCAAAAAUCUUGGCAGAGAAACGGCGUCUUGCAAGAGAGCAGCGAGAACGUGAAGGCCAAGAAAGAGUUCAAAGAGAAGAAGAGGAAAGAAUCAGAAAAGAAGAAAUGGCCAAGAGAGCUCUUGAGGAGCAGGCUCAGAUGAAAGCAGCGCUCCAAGAACUGGAAGAAGAAAGGAGAGCGGAAGAGGAAGAACAGCAAAAACUGGCAGCGAAGGAACGAGUUCGGAAGGAGCAGGAGGAACAAGAGAAACUGGCUGAGCUUCAGUUACAGCGAGAGGAGGCUGAAAUGAAAGCUCUAGAAGAGGCUGAGAGGCAGCGGCAGGAGCGAGAGCGGAUUAUGCAGCAGAACAUGCAAGAACGGAUGGAAAGGAAAAAGAGAAUUGAAGAAAUAAUGAAGAGGACCCGGAAGGCAGAGCAGAAUGAAGCCAAGAAUGAAGACAAGUCAAAUGACGAGGAUGAAGGUGCUGAAGAAGAUGAGGAGCUGGGUCUCGAAAAGCAAGAUCAACCUGAAAAGGCAAAGUAUGAUGACUGCUCCUUAGAAGAUGGUCCAAAGAUGGUUUGCAAUUUUGACUUAUUAGAAGAUGAGUCAAAAAUGGAGGCAGAUGAUGUCUUUGUGAAUGGCAAUGAGCAAGAGGAGGCUGAUCAGAGCAACAACAGUUUUGCUCAGACAAUAGAAGACAGCCCUCCAGCAAAAGAAACAUUUAUGGGGAACUCUGAAAUCUUGCAUGUUAAUGAAGCCAAUCACCCCAUUGGAUUUAUCUCUAACCUGAAUGGAAAAUCUUCAGCAUGGAAUUUUGAAGAGAUCAUUGACCUUGGCUUGCACCCCAAGUCAAGCAAGCGAAGUUCAGAUAGCCUUGCUGCUGAUCUAUCAGCCCAAAACUUUAACGAUGCUGCUGCAGUGCCCUCAAGUCCCAAGCUGGCAUUUGAGGAGGAAAGUGCCAUGAAUUCCUUGACCAAACCAAUAGAGGCUGCUUCAGGUAAUGCACUUUGACGGCUGUCUCUCACGUCAAGUGGAAGCAAAAUUAACAGCAUUUCUGUGUCCAGCAAACCAAAUACUCUCAGCUUAAACUUGGCAGAGCUGCAUUGAAUUCUGUUUUCCAGAACAAGGUUCACAGAAAAAUGAAAGUCUUGGGGAAAUGAAGGGUGGCCUGAGAUAGGAGGGAAAUUGGGGGCAGGGGAAUUAUUGGUGGGUUGUCACACCACCACCCCUCCCCGCAUCUUGCUGCAACCCAGAAACAGUGCAUGUCUCCCACCCCCCUUUCCACAUACUGUUCAGUGAAUUAACCUUUUCAUUAGCGGGAACUGUAAGAUUUGAGCGCAGUGGCCUUCUUGGUGGAGAGUGACUCAGCUCACUCUUAGGGUAGACUUGCUCCCUCAGCAAUCUUAUGAUUACGUAUGUGUGAGAGAGUCCUACAUAGGACUGUGUUGCACACCCGUGUUUCUCUGUGGGGAGCGUGCAUGCCCAGUUCACCGAAUGGAAUGAAAUAGACUUGUGUGCACUACUAGUUCCAUGUAGAUUUUCCUGCACAGAAGCCUUUCCCCAGUGUGGCACUCACACCCCAACGCUCCUGCCAAACUGGUGCUGAGCCCUCAAACUAAAUCCAUGCAUCCAGCCCUUAGUGUGGAGGGGACUAAGAAGUUCUCUCUCACUUCUGAGCAGAACUGUGAACGCUAGAAGCCCAGAACACUCCUGACGGUGCUCUAGGAAUGCAGGGUUUCAUCAAGUAAUGAAGGCCUUGUUUUGAAAACAAAACAAACAGUAAAAAGCUGCUUGUGAACCUUUUGUCCACUUCCAAGUUUUGUGCAAAAAACAAAAGCACCUACCCUGCCUGAUUCAGCACCUUGAAAUCUUUUCAGGGAGACGCUAUUUCUUUCUCAGAUUUUGUUACUGGAUCUCUAACAAGGUUUCCUUUUUAAAAUAAUGCCUGUUCUCCUUUUGAUGAACUGUUCACUAAAUUUGCCUGUGGGUCUUUAAUCUUGCUGUUAGUGUGAUAAUACUGAGGCUUGUACUACAGACUUAAUCAACUAUUCCUACACACUUUGGAGCACAAUAAGCAAAAUAAAAUGUGAUAAUCUAAUGCUCAUUAAAACCAAACCCAUCUUUGUCAUGUGUUACUAGCAUUAGCCUCAUUCAUAUGCUCGUCACAACAGAGAGAUGAACUUAAAUAAUGGAAAAUGCAGCCCACCUCUUCAGGCUUCAUUUUUUUUGUCCAGUUGUUCCUAACUUAAAAAAAAAAAAUACUGAGAUUAAGCGAGACUCCUACCAGCACUUAAAAACAAGCACUCACUCCAGACAAGUGGAGAGUUAAACACGGUGACCCACGAUGCCAGACUGCUCCAUCUUAAUGCUGCCCUUAAAUGCAGCAGGGUGCAGGGGGGUGGCCAUUGGGACUGGCGGUGCUGAAGCUCGCCCCCUCAGCAUUGCGGUGUGGAUGUGUGUGUGUUAUAGGGAGUAUGGCCACUGUGAUAAUCCCCCCCAACAACUCCUGUGCACACAGGUGUAGUGUGGUGUGAAGGCACGAGGUAAGAUCCGGUUAAGAGUAAAUGUUCAAAGGUUCUGGAAUGAAGGCCAGCAUGGCUGAGCAGCUCCCAAGGUCACAUGCUUUAGAGGGAGACCAACUGAGUGCAUCACCCCUCUUCAUCUUAGCCCCUUUUAUGUCAUCUCAGCCUCUCGAUGGAUGGCCUUAGACAACGUCUUGAUAAAGCUUAGAGAAAAUAGAAACCAGUUGCAUCCAGUCCACCACACCGGGCUGCCAUGUAGCUUCCGUUCUGUUUUACGGGUCUCAUGUGUACUCCAGAUGAAGCUAGUGGCAGCCACAGGGACAGCCCCUGGCAGAUUGUUUCCCUUGCGCCGUUGUCCUUAGUUGUGUGUUUCAGAUGGUUUUCUAAAAAGACAUUACCUGUAUUUAAGUUGCUCUUCAUAUAUGUAAGUAUUAUUUUUGUGUACAUAAAACCAGUAUUAGACCCA